This is a messenger RNA of Pestalotiopsis fici W106-1, 2115 nucleotides long. RefSeq lists its product as uncharacterized. The transcript is spliced from 4 exons. Bases 1 to 2115 code for a protein of 704 amino acids. Gene Ontology annotation, cellular component: nucleus. Lineage: Eukaryota; Fungi; Ascomycota; Sordariomycetes; Amphisphaeriales; Sporocadaceae. The record is from RefSeq and is a predicted model, not a curated record.
AUGUCUACCUCCAAGUUUGGGUACAGCUUUGAGCCACACUUCCACCCAGAUAGGCCAAUUAUCAUCGACCCCGACGUCGAGUCUCCAGAGACAGUGGCCUUGAGAUACGAGGAAGAAGCCGCGAGAGCCAGUGGUGGAGGCCAGCGUGGGGAUUCCCCUGGUCUCCUCAACUCAUCUACGUAUUCCAAGUCGCAGCCUCCCCAAAUGCAUGGAUUUGAGUCGUCAAGGGCGUACCAGGACUCAACAUAUCACUAUCCAGCUCAGUCGUUUCCAUCGCACCAAAAUGCCAAUGUGGCUGCUCAACUCAAUCAAAUGGCCUUUGCUGCCAAUAGCUCAGCAGCUCCGUAUGUCGCCCCGGUUUUGCCGACAUUGCUCUCUGCUUGUGAGCCCAGCUCUGGUAUGAGCGGUACCAAGGUGAUGGUGAAGGUCUCUGUCCCGUAUGACUUGCUCGCAGGGAGCCACAACUUUUAUCUCGUCUUUGGUCAGCAGAAGUGCGAGGCGCACGCUGUGAGAGAUCACCAGGAUGCAAGCGGAUGUGGAUACGUAGUCAGCGGCGUUGCACCACAUUUCAACGACACGAGGAGCGCGGCAAUCAACGUGCCUUUAUCAUUGUUGAUUGAAACAAGUGAUGCCCAAGCCCCUGCUACUCUCGAGGUCGGCACGUUUACUUAUCAUGACAGCCAGAUGGGGCCAGCUGAUCCAAUGGGAGACGCUAUCACGCGCUCCUCCAAGGUACCUCCAUCACCUGAACACCGCGAGGAUACCCCAAAGCAAGCACAUCACCGUUUGCAAGAGCCAUCUACAAAUACAUAUGGCUAUCCUCCCGAGGCUCAACAAGCUGCCGAGUCCACCUACGACCCUAGCUAUGCGAGUACAACAAGCAAUAACAACAACAUGAUGGCGGCUUACCACCGCUCUUCGUAUGCUGACGAUUAUUCUCGUCACAUACCACCUCCAAUUAAGACGUCUUCGCUAUGGGGUGGCUACGGAUCUUCACUCAACUCGAUUAGGAGCCCAGGAAUGGCAACGAAUCACACGACAAUGACCAGGCCAAGCAUCGCAUCACUCCCAGCACCGGCUUCUGCCAACCCUCAGCUUGUACGGACCAGCACUCUGCAGACGUCCGGGUCUCCUAGCUCUGGAUUUCACCCAUAUGCCGUAUUCCAGCAGUCAAAAGCCAAGCUCAACAUUGCUGGAGAUCUUGAGAGCAUGACCGAGGGUUGGACUGCAGAGGAAUUCGAGAAUCGCCGGCGCAUUGUACUAUUCAGAAAGCAUCAACAAGGUGCAAUUCUGACAGCCAGCUUCAAGGCAGUCAGCGUAAACGAGAGACCACCCAACAGUAUUUGCAUCAGCUGCAUUUAUUGGGCUGAGAAGGGCGAUUGGUACGUCACAAGCGUUGACACAAUACACCUACUCGAACAGCUAGUCGCCGCUCCAUCGAGGUUCACUGUGGAGGAGAAGAACCGCAUUCGUCGCAAUCUGGAAGGGUUCCGUCCGGCGACAGUCAGUAAGGCUAAACCAGAGAGCGAGGAGUUCUUCAAGAUUAUCAUGGCUUUCCCGAACCCGAAGCCUCGCAAUAUUGAAAAGGAUGUCAAGGUCUUCCCCUGGAAGAUAUUGGCACAGGCCCUCAAGAAGAUUAUAUCAAAAUACUCAGCCUCACCCUCUUCUCAGGUUGGGCCGGGUACUGGUCAUAUGCUGCUCACCCCCGUGAGCAACCCGAGCCCAAGCCUUUACCAUCACCCGCACCAUCCUCCUACGCCUAGCGAAAGCUCAUACGGUCAUCACGAUCAUCAUGGUAUAACAUCACCUCGAUCUCUGUCGGGCAGCUCUGCUUCAUGGAACACAUACUCUGCGCGACCGCUGUCUCCAACCCUGAAGCCACACUCACCAACCUCGGGCGGGAUCCGCAUCCCAAGCCUAUCAUCGUACGGUGCUAGUGAUGGAAGACACACGGCUUCAUCAGGUUACGGGCUCGCGUCGCAACCGCAGACACGCUGGGACACAACAAGUACAAACGGCUACAUUGACGCAGGAGGGAUCCCAGCCUACGCGGGUCACCACCAGAGUCAUGUGUAUAAUACUGCGGCAUAUGGAGGUGGUGGCCAGCGGGCAUGA